AAUGUUAGGGCUGAGCGAAAUAGUACAGUAAACCUAUACCAGAAACUGCAUAAGAUAGAAACCUGUUUAGCAUGAAAGAAACAGUGGAAACCAACUUAUGAAGUCAGUUGUUCCAUCCUGUGGUAGCACAUUUCUCUAAAUGCCAUGAUUCAUAAAAGAAAAAUUAUUGCUUUCUGCAUGUGAAUAUUCAAGCAAAUGAGAGUAUGAGUUGGAUGUUUAAAAGAGACAGUCCUCUGCGGUCUAGUCUGCGGAGGAAAUAUUCAUUUACAUUGCCUCCGAAGUUACCAGAGGGUGCUUGUUUGGAGGUGUUUAGAACACACUGGCAGCAGGCAUAUGUCAUUAUGGAAAAGAAUGGGUCAUGGCAGCAAGCUUUACCAACAGCAGAUGAUGUGACUAGUGUCAUUAAUAACCUUGACCAGAUGAUAACCCUUCUUUUGCAAGAAGCUCAGCAGUCAGCAGCUUGUCUCACAAAUGGAAGUCCACAAACCGAACCAGAACCUACUGGUCCACUCCUGAGUUAUUUAUUGAUGGAAGGAUGUUUAGAUAAAUUAUUGUCUUGGUCAAUGCGUACUGGGGAAUAUGCAAAUAUCUUGAAAUUAGAGCAGCUGAAAUUUUAUGAAAUUUUAGUUACAAAUUGUCAUCAAGAUCUUCUUUUCCAUAAACCUGUUGUGCGACCUUUGUUGAGGCUGUUGGCUUCUUGUGGAGAUGGUGCACCUGUAGAAGUUGAAAAAAGACUAAUUAUUUUACUAAACACAUUGUGUGUUUGUCUGACACAGUUUCCUGAUUUAUUGCAAGUAUUUUUUGGAGCAAGCUCUGACCAUGGAUCCACAAGGUCAGAAAAACGAGACAUGUUUUUAAUAUUUUCUCUUUUAAUACCAUUUGUUCAUCGUGAGGGGGCAAUUGGUCAACAAGCAAGAGAUGCCUUGUUACUCUGUAUGGCCUUGUCUAGGAGAAAUGAAAGCAUUGGAGUCUAUAUAGCUGAACAUUCCAAUUUUUGUCCGGUUUUAGCAACGGGGCUGAGUGCUUUAUAUUCAGUACUUCCUAGGAAAUUGCCACGUGUUGCUGAAGACUGGCAUAAAUUUACAGCUGAAGACAUUGCUGAGAUGCCAGAACUUGCAAUGUUUCUGAAUUCUUUGGAAUUUUGUAAUGCAGUUAUUCAGGUUGCACAUCCAAUGGUUCAAGAACAGCUGAUGGAAUACAUGUAUCAAGGGUUUUUAGUUCCAGUUUUAGGACCUGCUUUACAUCAGGAAGCUGUAGCAGUGCCUGUCGACAGGCUUGAAAACACUACAAAAUAUUUGAAUACUGUUGAAGAAAUCAUUGCAACAACUGCUUACCUUGAGCUUUUCUUACGCACUAUAACAGAGCCUAUCCUGUUACAAAUGUUUUUAAAGUUUAUUUUAACAUCAUCUUAUGAUGGACAUCUUGUUUUGAAUUCCUUGGUUGAUCGACUGGGAGCACAAAGUCGACUGUGCCUAGUGACUAUGUCUCUCUUUAGAACAUUAUUAGAUUUAAAUUGUGAAGAUGUUUUAUUUGAGUUAGUUUUCAGGUAUCUUAUUCCAUGUACUCAUGUUAUGGUGAGUCAACGUAGCAGAGUAAGAGAUCUGGAUCUCUACAAUCAAGCUGCAGAUAAAUUUUUAUCUCUCAUACCUGCAUCAUCAGUUCUGCAUAGUAAUGGAAAUGGUAGCAGCCUUACAACCAGCCAAAGCACUCCUGUGUCAUCUUUGCCAUUUACUUCUGGGUUUAGCAGUUUGCAGAACAUGCCUCCUGGCAGUCGUGGAGGUAGUUUGCGACUGAAGCGCCACCAACGCUCACCGUCCACUUCUAGUUUUGCUUUUGGAGAAGUAGAACGACUGCAGUCACAGAUGCUAAAAUUCGGAACAGAUUUUUAUGCAAAUAUUUCUGAAAUACAGCCAUCCAGUUAUAUGGAUUAUUUACGAGAAGCUCACAGAAAUGUUAAAACUUGCACCCUCGCUUGUAGAUGUUGGUCUGCAUCAUACGAUGGACUUGAUCCGCCUCCAAAUGCUAUCAGCAGCUUAGUCCAAAGUAAAGAGAAUGAAGUUUUUAGUCAUAACAAUUGUGUACAAAUUAGUAGAUUGAAAAUUUCUGACUAUGAAUCUGCAAAUAAUGAGCAAAAAAAGAAUUCUGAGGUACAAUUACUUCAAAAAAUUAGUGAUACAGAUAGUAUUCUUGAGUUGUCAUCAGCUAAUUUAGCUGUUCAUCAAGACUCUUUUAGACAGAAACUGCAGGACAGAUCAUCUGCUAUGGAAACUAUGUCCUUGGGUGAAAAUUCUGUGAUAUCAAUGCUGAAUAGUUGCAACAAUAAAGUAAUGAGUAGUGAUAUUCUUCAUCAAAUAGUAAAUGCAGAUGAUGAAAGAACGUUUUGGAGCUUAGUUUGCUUGACUGAAACACCAUCCUCAAGUGACAAUUUAGAUGAUAGUCUUCAAACAAUAGAUGGUUAUUUAAAUGAGAUGGAGGAGGAUUGUGGACAGGAUUCAAAAAGUCAAAUAUGUUUAACAGAGACAAUUUAUUUGAAAGAUGAAUGUUCAAAUGCAGAUUCAGGUGUGUUUGAGUCUCGCGAUAGUUGCGUUUCUGAAAAGGAUUGUGACGUAUCUCCAUUUGUACUCAGUAGUGCCAAAUGUAGUGAUCAUAAAGAUUCAUUGUUCAUAUCCAUACCUCCAUGUGCUGCAAAGAGUGACUUAAAGCCAAAUUCAACUUCAGUUUCUGAUACUAGCACAAAAAGUAGUAAUAGUCCAGCCUCUCCUAGUAGUUGGGAGGCUUUUAGUACACCAAAUAUUGGCCCAUUCUUGAGUAUUAUUCUCACUAGACUAGAAAUGAUGAUGCAGAAUGACCUGUACACCAACUUACAUCUCACAGGGUUAAUUUCACGUCUUGCAUGUUAUCCACAACCACUUUUGAGAUCCUUCUUGCUUAAUCCAUCCUUAGUUUUUCAACCAACUGUUCGUUCCUUACUUCAGGUUUUAGGAUCAUUAAAGCAUAAAGUUGACAGCUACUCAUACACAGUUGAUAAUUAUGAAGAACUUGUGAACCAAAGCAAACAGUUUCUACUUUCUAGGGAAGAGCAUCUGCCUCUUCCUCUUGGAAACCGUGUUUAUUCUGAUUCUUUAUCCCGUGCCCGCUGCUCAACCGUUCCAGAAUUACAAAGAGGAGAACCUCGUCGAAGAAGUUUGACAAGUUUUUUGUUUCGUAAAAGUAACUUCUUGAAAAACAGAGACAGUUUUAGCAAAGAACCUACACUGGAAUCCAUUUCAGAUGGUCAUGGUUACAGGUAUGUCAGCAAACCGACACCAUACUCUCUGGAAGGGGAAAUGGAAUCUGUAAAAGCAAAGAAUGCUAUUCUGUGUGCUAUUGUCCUAGAAGAAUUUCUGAAGGAAUUAGCUGCAAUCGCUCAAGAACAUUCAAUCAUACAAUUGAAUCCUGAUUUCUGGGAUGCAGUAGGUUGUCCUUGGGAAUAAAUUUUAUUCCAGACAAUGUGUUGUAUAUAUGUACACACAUAAAAAAUAACCAACUCAUAUGUAGAAGAUACACUUUUACAAUUUUCUUUAUCAUAAAUAAUUCUCUUGAUUUUUUAAACAUAGAAAAUAUUUUCUAUUGAACAAUAUAAGAUUUUGUUGAAAAUUAUAUUUCCCCCUCUAUCAUUUUACAUUUUCAUGUGUAAAAAAUUAAUACUUAAACUGAAGAACAUAAAAUAAAUUUUAAAAAAAUAUUUUUAUAUCAAAAUUUUUAUUUUGAAAGUUUUGUAAAUAUGGGUAUUUAAUUUGUGCUUCGAAUUUUUUCUGCAACACUGAUGUUGAUCGCUGUGAUGUAAGUUUAAAUUUUUAUUGUUUCAUUAAGUAAGUUUAAUAUUUAAAAAAUGUAGAAUCUUGUUUAAUAGAUUUUAAAAAGUGAUUUUCAUGAUUUAAAUGCUUGCUGACUAAUUCAUGAGGGGGGAAUUGUUUGGGGGAUGUUGUUUUGAAAAUUAUAAAGAUUUUAUAAUUUGUUCUGAGAAAAGGCAAGUAGCAUUUUUUCUUAUUUUUUAAAAGAGAAACUAGCAAACAUCUAAGAAAUAUUUAACUGACUUAUUCUUAAGUUGAAUCACUUUUUAAAAAAUUAAGUAUGUUUUAAAAACAAGAGGUUUUUAUUUUCUUGCUUUUCCUUAUUUAAUAUUAUGUAUGUUUGCAUAAUUUAUUUUGAAAAUAGUCUUUUAAUCUUUUUAAUAUUAAAUUUUUGUGGAAUAAAUUUUGUAUUUAAUUAAAUCAAUAUAUAAAGUGCUGAUAGCGUGAAAUUGCUGUAAGAAAUUUAUAUUUUUACUUAUGGCUGUAAUCUAAUAACCAUCAGAAUUCUUGUGUCAUAAAUCUUAAGAAAUGGUGUAUUAUUAUUUUUUCAUUAACUUAUCCUUUUUUAUAUUGUAUUUUUCCAUGCAAUAAUAAUUUUUUAUGCAGAGCACAAAUUGUGUUGCAUAGAAAUAUAAAUACCUGAAUCAUAUGGUAUCACAUAAUUGAAGUAAAGAGAAAAUGUUGUAAACGAAAGAAGAAAAGAAACAUUUAAUGUUUGACUACAUCUUUGUUGCAGCUCUGACUAUAUAAGAUUGUUACCUAACCCCUUUGAGGACCAGUGCGCAGAGAACAAGGUGCAGCCACAGGACCAAACCGCCUGAAAUGGAACACCGUCACCGGCCAACACAUUUCAGCGGUUAAGCCUACUUUUACAAAAAAAUUCAUAUAAAAUCAGCAUUUUAGUAUAAUGACCUCAGUUUUUGAAGUUAUGUAUGUAAUACAUUAAUUAUUAAUAUGUAUUAAUAUAAAGAAUAUCGCAAUAGAAAUAAAUGAAACAUGCAAAAUAUUAAAAUUAUAAUUAUAAGCAUAAAAACAAGUACUAUACACAUGAAAACAGAAUUAGAAAUACAAAAUGUAAAAGAAAAUUAAGUAAUAGUUAUCUGUAGGUAAUUAAAUUCCAAUUUAAUAAUUCUGCUGUGUAUGGAAUUAUUCAAAAUGAGAAUUGACACACAGGACAAUGGCGGCUUUUUUUGCCGAUGCAUCACGCAUCGGGAAAGCUGAUAUCUUCCCCUUUUGUAUUAAUGCUCUAAAGUUACUUUUUAAUUAACCAAGUAAGUCUGUGUUAAAUUUUAAAAUAAAUAUAAAAAUGGACAACUGGUCUAAGUUUUUAUAGUCAGCUAGAUGCAUUUUCCCGCAUUCUCCUAACAACAAAAAGAAAAGAAAACAUUGAGCUGGGUGCAUUUUCCCACAUUCUAAUAACGAAAAACGCAAAGAGUAAAAAUGAAGACAACAAAAAAACAAAAUUCCUAACGAAAUAAACAAACAUGUCGGUGUCCCUUUAACUUAAAGAGCUGUCAUUCCCACAUUGUUUACACCAGUAUAUCUAUCAAAACCACAGAACAAAAACUGAUGCUCAUACAUGCAUGUCAAAAGCCACGUGACCGUAACCGAUGUAAAAACAGUUACCAUUUAGCACCAUCUACUAACAUUUAAAAAUUCAAAUAAAUCAUUCCAUUUUCCAAGUUACAUAUACUCGAUGCUGGGCUGUAGAUUGAUCAGAGACACGUAUAUGCGACACUGGUCCUGAAUGGGUUAAAAUAUUUUCUGUCUUAUUUUCUUUAAUAAAGUUUGCCCAACAAAUUCUGUAUAUGUGUAGCUGUUCAAGGCUGGGUACUCAGAGGUUAAAGUAUUUAAGAAUUAUAAGAAAAUGGGCAUAAAGUGUAAUAAUUUUAAGAUUGUUUUUAAUUGUAAAAAUAAAUACAUAAAUGCACAUGUAUGUAAGCCAUCAUAAAAGUAAUUUAAAUUGUGUGAAAGAUUGUUAAAAAUACAUUUCUGUUCAAAAUUUUAGAAUGCUGAAUCUUCCAUAGUCCUUAGUCCACACUAUAGUAAUAAAGUCAGUCCGAGCUUUCACUUUUCAUAACAAUAUAGUGUUUCUUGAUAUCAGUAACGAUGUUUUUAUAAUAAUUUUAAUUCCCUCCCUCCAUAUAACACCUAUUUUAACUCUGUUUCUCAUCAUUUGGAAAUGAAAGUAUCCUAUUUUAGCUACAGAAUGUAUGUCUAUUCUCCCUUCCAUUUUACUGACAGUUUUAGAUCACAUUUCAGAAAGUAGUUCUUUGUCCAUGGAAGUCUCCAGGAAGGAUCUGUCAGUUAAUGCAUGUAUCUACAAAUGUGGUUGUGUUUAGUAAUUAGAAAGAGUUAGUAAACAGAAUUAUCAUAAGUGAUAUGCAUGUAGAAAGUUAGCCUUAGAAGUAAAAGGAGCAACUCGAAAAGGUAAAUAUGUUGUGGUUGGGAAACUGAAGGCAAAAUUUUCCAUCAUUUUUGGAUAGAAAAAUAAUUUUUUUCAAAGAGAGUGAGAAUGAAAAUUUGUGAUAAAACAGUGCAAUGGUAUUUAUUUAUUAGAAUUAAAAUUUGAAUUAAAAGGUAAUAUAUUCCACAAGUAGUAAUUCCUCUAUAAAAAUGCAUUCAGCAUUAGUAAAUCUCUAAAUGAUUACUGUUUUAUGUCUAUUUAUAAAUAAGUGUAUUUUUGAAAAUAUAAAAAUAAGCAGUUAAAAAAUUAAAAUAAUUAAUGCUUAAAUUAAAUUUUAGUGAUCGUACUUUUGCUUUUACGUACUAAACUGUUUUAGUAAUUGUUUGAGAACAUUUUGAAAAACAACGUUGUUUCCUAAAAAUAUUUUAUAAGGGUGUUUUUCUCCCCUUUCAUUUGGCAUAUGUUUGCUUGUUUAUUAUGACAAAACACAUGAGAGCUAUUGACUUAAGGGAAUACCUUCAUGGAAAAUUUUCUAAGGUCGACUGACUCAUAUUCACAUUACACAUGAGAAAAACCGUAAAAAUAAUUUAUUGGCCGCUCCCUUUCUGCGACUCAUUAUAAUUCAUUACUAAGUUUGCUGUUACAGAAGUGUUAUAUGUCGCUAUAUGAACGAGAUGCAUUAUAUAUAUAUAUAUAUAUAUAUAUAUAUAUAUUUUUUUUUUUUUUUAAGUUUGAGAAUAUUUAUUCGUACUCUGAAAUAUUAAAUGUGAAAUUAAAUAUUUUCCGCCAACAAACUGCAAUAGAAAUUAAUGUUUUCAUGAUAAAUUUUUUUAAUUAAAAUAGUUUAUUAUUACUGUUAUUAUGCUCUCUUUCUCCCCUCUUCCAUUUCUGUCAUGAUAAACUGAAGUCAGUAUCCCUAAAUCAUCUUUGUAAAAUCAUUAAUACAAACUAGUUUACACUCUUUUGGGUUAAUUAAUUAUCCUCUCAGACCUGCUUAUAUCACUAGACAAAUGUUAGUUUUUGCAAGCAUCAAUAAUUGAACUAUGAAUUUAUUAGGGAAAAUGAAGUUCAUUAUGUUGACACUUUAGGUUUCCCUCUUUUUUUUAAUGUAAAUUUUAAAAUGAAGAAUUCAUAAAGCUGAAUGAAAAUAUUCAUAUGUAUAUAUUUAAAAUUUUUCAGUGCAUUCAUAUCAUCAUCUGUUGUUUCUCAAACUAUUCUGCUGAUAUUAUUUAAUUUAUGGUAGACAGGUUAUUGUAUUUUCAUUCUAUGAAAGCAAAUUUUGCCCAAUUAUUUAAAAUUUCUAAAAUUAAGAUAUUGAAAAAUAAAUAUCAUGUAAUCCUAAAAACUGAACUUUCCUGUUUUAUGACCCUAAAUUCUUUCGCCUAAACAUAGCUGUAAGGGCAUUUAAUAUCGGUUUUUCAAAUGGAAUAAAUUAUUUUAUUAUUAACUAAAAAUAACAGUAAGAAAAAAAGCAAUUUGUAACGCCUUUCUUUUAAGAGUAUUCUCCUGAACAAAGACAUAGUGAGAUCAAACUUUUUGUAAGUUGUUGGCCAUUAAUAAUGGGAAGCUGCUACAGCAGUUAGUAGUUGCAGUAUUUUCUAAGAGAAUUCCCAAAAAUGUUUUGUAUUAAAGUAACUAUAUUAUAGCAGACUUAAAUAUUUUAGGAUGUCGGCGAAAUAAUCAACUGAAAUGCUUUAACAAAUAUAUUAUUCAAAGGAGUAAAAAAAAGUUCUUUAAUUUUUACACUUGAAUGGAAAGAUGUGUACAGUAUAAAACACUUGAUUUGUUGCUUAAAAUUAAUCAUCAUAAAAGUUAUCGUUUCCUAUUUUAAUGAAACCUGACAAUCAAAGAUAUAACAGAAUUUGAUGUAUAUUUUUUCAUUCUAAUAAUCUGAAUAAGUACUAACUGCAUGAUAUCUUUCUGUAAUAUGUGAAAUAUGGGUAUGAAUGCUUUAUUAUUUGAAAAAUAAAAUGAAUUUUUUUCCCCAGUAUUAUAAAAUAAUAAAAAAGUGUAAUGAAAAAUAAGAAGCUUUUUAUGUUUUCACUUUUAAUGUGUUGAUUAGGUUCAUAAAAAUGUAAAUUUAUGUAACUGCAAAUAUAAAUUGUUUAAAAAUUUAAAAUAUACAUUGUAAAAAGUAUUGAUCCACAUCAUUUAUUUUAACUGCAGUAUCAAAUGGUUAAUUAAUUUGAAUUUGUUUAGUAAUUUUUUAAGUAGGUCUGUUUGAUGUUAAUAUUAUUUAAUAAAAAAUGACAUUAUGACACUUUUUUCUUUCUCAUCAUGGCUGAGAAGAAAAAUUAAAAGCAUAACAUACAGUAUUUGUUUUUAUGAAAAACAAAAUUAUAUGAUUUUAAAUACUUUUAGUGUGUAUGCAAUGAGGGCAUUUUAUGUAGUAGCUAUUAAUUUUUAAAUGAUUAUUUAAUUGUUAUGUGUUUGUGAUAUAAACUAUAACAUGGUCCUCCCUAAAAUAUUGUAGGUUCUUUUUAUUUAGAAUUACUGAAGUCCAGUUCAGCACAACUUCCAAAAAAAAAAUUCUUAAAAUUUUGUAGUGGCUUUUUAUGUAUAGCAGUGUUUUCAAAUUUGCAUUUCUUACAUAUUCAAAAUUAUGAUGAGAUAACGACAACAUAUGGAAAAAAAAUUUGUUUUGUUAUAAGGAGACAUUGUUAUGUAUUAACAGGGGAGAAUUUUAGAGUAUAUUUCAUAUGAAGCAGUAUUUAAUUCUGUUGAUAAUUUAUGUAAUUUAGAUUUGCUAAUUUCAUAUGCUUUUUAGAAGUUCUGUUAUUUUUAUAUAAUAUAGACAUGUAUUUUUUUUUAUUUAUUUAUUUGCACUAGUUUUUUAAUUUUUGGUGUAAAAAAAAAUAUGAAAUUUAUGUUUCUCAAGGUUGUGACAUAUUUCAAUUUGUAAUCUUUAUAUCUUAAGGAAAGUUUACUAAAUAGUUUUGUUUUGUUUUUUGAGAUGGAAUUUUUUUAUUGCUAAAUUAGUUACUAUGAUGUUUAAAUUGUAUUAGAUUUAUUGUCUAUUGUGAUAUAACAUAAAACCUAAUACAGUCAAAAGUCGUUAAUCCAGACUCGUCGGGACUUCGGCGAUUCCGGAUUAUCGAUUUUUCCGGAUCAUCAGUUUAAAUCUCGUAAGAUGGCAUGCAGAAAUUCUAAAAUUAAAAAUA
This is a messenger RNA of Stegodyphus dumicola, 9401 nucleotides long. RefSeq names its product FHF complex subunit HOOK-interacting protein 1B-like. Lineage: Eukaryota; Metazoa; Arthropoda; Arachnida; Araneae; Eresidae. The record is from RefSeq and is a predicted model, not a curated record.